Molecule: messenger RNA, 1560 nt
Organism: Carassius auratus (goldfish)
Lineage: Eukaryota; Metazoa; Chordata; Actinopteri; Cypriniformes; Cyprinidae
Product: homeobox protein SIX6-like
Exons: 2
Coding region: 366-1094 (242 amino acids)
Biological process (GO): eye development; regulation of transcription by RNA polymerase II
Cellular component (GO): transcription regulator complex; nucleus
Molecular function (GO): RNA polymerase II cis-regulatory region sequence-specific DNA binding; DNA-binding transcription factor activity, RNA polymerase II-specific
Source: RefSeq, a predicted model, not a curated record
GUUGCGCGCUGGGUGGUGCUGAAAUCUAGUGCAGCUUCACGCGUGAUUGGCAAACCUGACAGUGAUUGACGUGUGUCCAUGGCAACCAGGCAGCCAAUCUGUCAAGUCCAAUAGAAUAUCGGCAGCAGGGGCUAAAUGUUCUUUUAUUUUGCUCCCCAGAAAACACCUUGCUUCCAGUUGUUUAUGCUCGCACUCAAUCAAAAAAGAGAUUUUGGCGAUUUUAGCACCGCUCCUCGGGUCGUUUCGUGACACGGAUGUUAACUUUUGCCGUUUUCUGACAGACACCCUGAACAAAAAGACGGACGGGACAGAAGAGGAGCAGGACCAGACAGAAGGACCAAAAGAAGAGAGAGAUAACAGUCUCCAUGUUCCAGCUACCCAUCUUGAAUUUCAGCCCCCAGCAGGUCGCGGGGGUAUGCGAGACGCUCGAGGAGAGCGGCGACGUGGAGAGGCUCGGUCGCUUCCUCUGGUCACUCCCGGUGGCGCCGUCCGCCUGCGAAGUCCUCGGGAAGAACGAGUCUGUCCUGCGCGCGCGCGCUGUCGUGGCCUUUCACGGAGGUAACUUCAGCGAGCUCUACCACAUACUAGAGAACCACAAAUUCACCAAGGACUCACACGCGAAGCUGCAGGCGCUCUGGCUCGAGGCGCACUACCAGGAGGCUGAGAAACUCCGUGGGCGUCCGUUAGGACCAGUGGACAAGUACCGCGUCCGAAAGAAGUUUCCACUGCCUCGGACGAUAUGGGACGGCGAACAGAAAACGCACUGCUUCAAGGAGAGGACGCGGCAUCGAUUGAGAGAUUGGUACCUGCAGGACCCUUACCCGAACCCGAGCAAAAAAAGAGAGCUGGCGCAGGCGACUGGACUCACGCCCACACAAGUGGGCAACUGGUUCAAAAACCGAAGGCAGAGAGACCGCGCUGCAGCAGCCAAGAACAGGCUACAGCAGCAGGUUAUGUCCGUUGGCUCAGACCGAUCGCUGGGGGACGAUGACACCACAGUAGACCGACUGGAUCCUGCCUCAAGCCCAGAUGUCAGUCUCUCGAGCAAGGCCGCCAUCUCCGUCACCUCCAGCGACAGUGAAUGUGACGUCUAACGUGACAGGCUUCAAAAGAGCAAACAGGAGAACUGUAGAUACAAUCUAACAACAACGACAAAAACUUGAGUGCCUGCAACCAGCCAGAGAGAGGCCUAAAUGAAGGAUGGAAAAAAGUCACACAACUUCAUUUUCCAUUCGUUGAUGUGAUCAACAAACAGGCGCAGUACUUCUCACGAAGAGAGGUGGGAGUUUAAAAAAAAAAAAAAUUUCAAUGUAUGUGGGCCGAACCUGGUAGGCUAUUGUAAUGUGUGCGUGCUUUAUCAUGAAAGACUGAAUAAUAUGUUAAUGUUCACAUGUCUUUUUUAAUAUAUAAAUAUGUUUAUUUACUUAUUUAAAUAUCAUUUUCCACUAGGCCUUUUAUUUGUGUGCUUUUUUAUUAUUAUUUUUGUUGUGCAUAUUGCUGCGCGUCGUGAAAUUUCUGGGGAAAAAAUAACCAUGAUUAAAAAAAAUAAAAUCACUGUUA